CCCUCCAUUUCCUUUCCUCCUCUCUCUCUCUCUCUGUCGCUCUUCCACUGCACCAAGCUCUACCUCUCUUCCUUUCUCCAAAUCAUAGUCAAAAUCACGGCCUCACCACCAUACUCUCUCUAUUUUUUUAUUUAUUUAUUUAAAUUAUUAAAAAGAGACAAUUAGAGGAAAAGGAGAGGGUCCGGAGCCUUUGCCCGGGCCCGUCCACCACCACUGCUACCAACAACAUUACUGUCGUAUUCCGAUCUUUUAGGGUUCAAUUUUUUAAAUUCUUUCAUUCUUUAGAAUUGUCUCCAUGUCUAUGAACUCCAAGCCUUGGCUACAUCCGGCUCCCACCUACCGGGCCUUAGAGACCUAUUGGGAUACGGAGGAGGAUGCACCUGGUCCCCGAUGCGGUCACACUCUUACUGCCGUUGCUGCCACCAAGACUACUGGUCCUCGUCUUAUUCUCUUUGGUGGCGCCACUGCUAUUGAGGGCGGAGCUGCCUCCUCUGCUCCCGGCAUCAGAUUGGCUGGCGUCACCAAUUCAGUUCAUUCCUAUGACGUUCUUACCAGAAAAUGGACCAGAAUUAGACCUGCUGGUGAACCGCCAUCUCCUAGGGCUGCACACGCUGCAGCUGCCGUUGGUACAAUGGUGGUUUUUCAGGGCGGCAUAGGUCCUGCUGGUCAUUCCACUGAUGAUCUUUAUGUGCUUGAUUUGACUAAUGACAAAUUCAAAUGGCACAGAGUGGUGGUACAAGGACAAGGUCCUGGGCCUCGCUAUGGCCAUGUAAUGGAUUUGGUUGGCCAAAGAUAUCUUGUUACUGUCAGUGGCAAUGAUGGCAAAAGAGUACUCUCUGAUGCUUGGGCUUUGGAUACUGCCCAGAAACCAUAUGCAUGGCAGAGGCUGAGCCCGGAAGGUGAUAGACCUUCUGCUAGAAUGUAUGCUACUGCUAGUGCUCGCUCUGAUGGCAUGUUUUUGCUUUGUGGUGGAAGGGACUCAUCUGGUGCGCCACUGGCAGAUGCUUAUGGGCUGCUCAUGCAUAGGAACGGUCAAUGGGAGUGGACUCUAGCUCCUGGUGUGUCUCCUUCGCCAAGAUAUCAACAUGCUGCGGUUUUUGUUGGUGCAAGAUUGCAUGUUACAGGAGGUGCUCUUAGAGGGGGACGUUCAGUAGAAGGCGAAGCAGCUGUUGCUGUGUUGGACACUGCUGCUGGAGUUUGGUUGGAUAGAAAUGGACUUGUGACUUCCUCACGUACCAGCAAGGGACAUACUGAACAUGAGCCUUCUUUGGAACUUAUGCGUCGCUGCCGUCAUGCAUCUGCAUCUGUUGGAGUUCGCAUAUAUAUUUAUGGUGGUCUCAAAGGAGAUAUUCUGCUAGAUGACUUUUUGGUUGCAGAAAAUUCGCCAUUUCAGUCUGACAGUAAUUCUCCUAUAUUAACAUCCGAGAGGUCUCCAACCAUAACUAUUCCCAAAUUUAAUCAAUCUAAUUUAAGUUCUUUUUCAACAAUGACUUCAGACGGAGCAGAGAAUCCUUCAUCUGGAGGCCUGAGCAGCAUGGACAAGAAUUCCAUGGAGAAACUUAGGGAGGCUUCUGCUGCUGAAGCUGAGGCAGCUAAUGCUGUCUGGCAGGCGGCACAGGCGGCAUCUGCCAAUCCUGCCGACGAAACAUCCGUAUCUGAUGAUAAUUCACAAGCUGCUGAAACAAUUUCAGAUGGUAGUGACACUGAGGCAGAUGUUCGCCUUCAUCCUAGAGCUGUUGUCGUUGCCAAAGAGGCUGUAGGGAAUCUGGGUGGGAUGGUAAGGCAGUUAUCAUUGGACCAGUUUGAAAAUGAGAGCAGGCGAAUGAUGCCAUCUAACGACCUGUCAUAUCCUACUAAAAAGUUCACCAGGCAGAGGUCUCCUCAGGGCUUGCAUAAGAAGAUUAUUUCUACAUUGCUUAGGCCUCGAAACUGGAAAGCUCCUGCUAAUAGGAGGUUUUUCUUGGAUUCAUAUGAAGUGGGUGAGCUCUGUUAUGCAGCUGAACAGAUUUUUAUGCAUGAGCCCACAGUUCUGCAGUUGAAAGCACCGAUUAAAGUUUUUGGUGAUCUGCAUGGACAGUUUGGUGAUUUGAUGCGGUUGUUUGAUGAAUAUGGAUUUCCUUCCACUGCAGGAGACAUAACGUAUAUUGACUAUUUGUUUUUGGGAGAUUAUGUUGAUCGAGGGCAGCACAGCUUGGAAACCAUUACUUUGCUCCUUGCUCUAAAGAUUGAGUAUCCUGAGAAUGUUCAUUUGAUACGUGGAAACCAUGAGGCUGCUGACAUAAAUGCGCUGUUUGGUUUUCGUCUGGAAUGCAUUGAGAGAAUGGGAGAGAAUGAUGGAAUAUGGGCAUGGACACGCUUCAACCAACUUUUCAACUAUCUUCCACUUGCGGCGCUUAUUGAAAAGAAAAUCAUCUGUAUGCAUGGUGGCAUAGGAAGAUCUAUACAUUCAGUGGAGCAGAUUGAGAAGCUCGAAAGACCCAUAACUAUGGAUGCUGGAUCUAUAAUUCUGAUGGACCUUCUAUGGUCUGAUCCAACAGAAAAUGAUAGCAUAGAAGGUUUGAGACCAAAUGCAAGAGGGCCUGGUCUGGUCACUUUUGGGCCUGAUCGAGUUACGGAGUUCUGUAAGAAAAAUAAAUUACAACUUAUUAUUAGGGCACAUGAAUGUGUGAUGGAUGGAUUUGAGCGAUUUGCUCAGGGGCAAUUAAUUACUCUAUUCUCCGCGACCAAUUAUUGCGGAACUGCAAAUAAUGCUGGAGCUAUAUUGGUGGUGGGCAGGGGAUUGGUUGUGGUUCCAAAAUUGAUUCAUCCCUUGCCACCACCCCUUCAGUCACCUGAGACAUCUCCAGAGCGAGCCAUGGAUGACACAUGGAUGCAGGAGCUCAACAUUCAAAGACCACCAACUCCUACACGUGGUCGUCCACAGCCUGACCUUGACCGGAGCUCGCUUGCGUAUAUUUGAUGAUAGCCGACUGAUUGUUGUAAUUUAUGGUACCUUCUUGUGUAUUUCCUUCUUUGGCUGGCUUGAUCAUCAGUCCGUCGGAAGUCAAGCAGCAUAGUGGCCACCUGCCAGGCAGGGACGAGGUAUGGUGCCGUUGUUGUAAUCUUUGAGAUAUAAGUUGCUGAACAGAAGCCUUUAUUAGUGUACACAUAGAUUUAGAGUUUUUGGUAGAAGUUAUAGCUUUCAACCAAUUGAGUGUAAUAUAUGUAAAUUUUAGUCUGAAGUAGAGAAUUUUCUGCUUCUGGACAGAUCAUAUAGCAAGGGGAGGGGUUGGUUGGUCGUCCUCUGUAUUGUAACGUAAAUUCUGAUUGAUUUUUUUCUUUAUAAGCUGAUUAGUUAAUGGUGUUAUGGGUA
Pistacia vera is the source of this 3352-nucleotide messenger RNA. RefSeq names its product serine/threonine-protein phosphatase BSL1. The transcript is spliced from 21 exons. Lineage: Eukaryota; Viridiplantae; Streptophyta; Magnoliopsida; Sapindales; Anacardiaceae. The coding region runs from base 296 to 2959 and encodes 887 amino acids. The record is from RefSeq and is a predicted model, not a curated record. Gene Ontology annotation, molecular function: phosphoprotein phosphatase activity; protein binding. Gene Ontology annotation, biological process: brassinosteroid mediated signaling pathway.